AAUGCUUUUAUUGUGAAGGACAACACUAUCAACCGGAAGUACUUCUUACUCUGUUACCCGGGUCAACUAAAAGCAAUAAAACUAGUCUUCUUUUUUUCUUUUUUUACCUCUGCACCUUCCGGGAAAAUGCAGAUAUGCUGUGUGUGCAGAGAACAGACACCAAAAUACAGAUGUCCAAGCUGCAACAUACGAUAUUGUUCGCUUGGCUGUUACAAGAAACACAAAGAUUCCUGCCGUCCUGUAGAGAAGCCUGCUUCGUCAAAUUCUGAAUCUAAAGAUGCUGCUGGAUCUGCAGAGCCUUUGCGUUUGGACGAUCUCCUGCAUGAGGACGACGUCAUCGACAAAGUGCCACCACAGAGGCUCCAGUUAUUGGGCCAGUCAACAGAGCUCAGAGGUCUCCUCUGCAACCCCCACCUGAGGCAGUUGCUGCGCUCCGUUGACGAUGCAGAGAGCAAAGCGUCCGCCAUGAAGGCCGCCAUGCAGGAACCUCUGUUUGUUGAGUUUGCAGAUCAGUGUUUAAAAGUUGUGGAAGGUGAAGGCAACGCGUCAUCUUCUAUUGAUUGAUUUAUAAAAAUUACACGUGCAGCUAAUUUUUUAUAUUUCUUCAUACAACUCCAAACACGCUGUAUAGCAAUAUCUGCCUCUAAUGACGCUGUAUGUAAAUAAUGUUCAAAUAAAGGCUCAAGUUUUCAUAGAAAAUUGAUCAAACACA
This is a messenger RNA of Poeciliopsis prolifica (blackstripe livebearer), 712 nucleotides long. RefSeq names its product zinc finger, HIT-type containing 3 (gene znhit3). Bases 127 to 564 code for a protein of 145 amino acids. The record is from RefSeq and is a predicted model, not a curated record. NCBI's taxonomy places the organism in Eukaryota, Metazoa, Chordata, Actinopteri, Cyprinodontiformes, Poeciliidae. The transcript has 5 exons. Gene Ontology annotation, cellular component: pre-snoRNP complex; nucleus. Gene Ontology annotation, biological process: box C/D snoRNP assembly; maturation of LSU-rRNA from tricistronic rRNA transcript (SSU-rRNA, 5.8S rRNA, LSU-rRNA); snoRNA localization. Gene Ontology annotation, molecular function: protein binding.